AUGAAUAUUUAUUCAGAGUUCAUUAAAGCUAUUGAGCAAGGCACCAGCUUUGAAGUAGCCGCAGCCAAUCUCAAGCCUAAACUUAUCCACCUUAUUGAGACUACUAAACAAGAAAUUAAUUUAUUAAAGCAGCAAGAAAUUCUGUUGCAGACAGCUUGCAACUACUAUAAUGAUUUAGCUCAGAAUUUUCCAGAUAGAACAGGCUUUUUAAAAAUUUUUGAUAGAAUAGAAUUGUUGGAGCUUGGUUCAUUUUCCUGGCCACACCCUAUUAUCCCUGUAGCAGAAGGCAUCAGCACAAUUCUAAAUGAACACGGAAUUUUUAUGAAAAACUAA
Messenger RNA from Blepharisma stoltei, 333 nucleotides. NCBI's taxonomy places the organism in Eukaryota, Ciliophora, Heterotrichea, Heterotrichida, Blepharismidae. The record is from the annotation of a GenBank genome assembly.